AAAAAACACUUGUACUACAGCACUUCUAUGUGUGGGUCCUGUGCAUGAGGACAAAGCAGUGCAUGGAGGUGCAGAGAAAAAUACAAAAAACUUUUAAGAAGAUCUCUCCUCAUUGAAGCUUGUCUGCCUGAGUCAGCCCAUUGAUGUAGAGUCACCAUGGCCGUGUCUUUCCCCUCGGAGUGGGACGAUGAUGAGCGGAUGUCCUUCCUGUUCUCGGCUUUCAAGUCUCGGGAUGUGGACAGUGCAGACUGGGACAGUAAGAUCGCCUUCUGGACUCCUCUGAUUGUGAACCAUGCCAAGGCUCAGGGGCUCCUCAGCAUCACUCUGCGCCAGCUGCAAAAAGACUUUACCCGCAAGGGCAGUUUACCAAUGGGUCUGGGCACAGUCAUGCAGGAAAUGCUAAGGCAAGGCUCCCUGCAGCAAGAGUCUGAUUUUGUGGCGGGUAUCACCAGUGGCUGGCUCUCGUGGGGCAUGAGGCAGCUGAUCAUCAAACCUCUACGCUGGACAAUGAGCUCUGUUCUAGGUGGACAGAUAAACCCAGACGAGCCACUUGUGGUUCCUGAAGUAAUAAAGCACCAGGCAGGUCUGGUAUUACAGAAGUAUCAGUCAUCUCCACUGACCACCGUCCCCUUGCUGUGUGAGGAUGAUGUCCACGGACUCUGCAAGAACCUGAUUCCGAGUCAGUCUGCGUUUCAGCUGGUUCUGUUGCAGCUGCUCAGAGACAAGAAGGUCUGUCUACUGCAGAAAGAUGGUGAGAAACUUGUCAAGUUUGUCAAGGAUGGAAGUAGUCAUGUGACACCUAUAGGAGACACCGACCUGGGCAUCUAUGAGUUACAGAAAAGUGAAAAGCUACUAUCUGAGAGACUGCAGAGCGCAUGUGACGAAUCCACUAGACUGACAGAAGAGGCAAAAAGCUUUAACAAGGCCGGGAAUAAGAAUCAGGCCCUACGAUGUCUGCGUCGCAGGAAAAUAACAGAAAAACGGAUUACGGCGCUGCAGGGCAAGUUGGACACAGUACAGAGCAUCUUGGAAAGAAUAUCAAUGGCUGAGACUGACCGCAAGGUGGUAUCCGCUUACCAGAUAGGGGUCUCGGCUCUGCGUUCAGCACUGAAGGACGUCAGUCUGGAGAAGACAGAAAGUUUAGUAGAGCAGAUACAAGAGUUCUGCGACUUACAGGAUGACGUCAACCAGACCCUGUCAGGAGUAGGAGUCACUGAUCUUGAUGUGGACACAGAUGAAUUGGAGAGAGAGUUGAAUGAGAUUCUUCAGCAGGAAGAAGUUAGCCUCCCGGAGGUUCCCACUGGUCCAUUAAGGGUUACAUCUCCAGAGCACCUUCCUAUUGGUCAACAUGGUCAUAACGGAGCUCUGGACAUGAGUGGGAUGCUGUCCGCCCUCCCAGAUGUCCCUAUUGGUCCCCUCAUUGGAUCCCCAGUACGUCCUGCAGUGGGGCAGAGUAACAGAGAGGCUUCUCCACAAACCCAUCGUGCACUUUUCCAGUGAUAUCAGGGGUGUCGGUUCUACAAAAUGGAGGCUUUGUCAUCAGAGGGGACACCUACUUGAAUGAUCGUUCGCUGCAGAACAAAGUAUUUCUAUUUAAAGCGUUACUCUGGGAAAAAUGCCUUUCUUGGUAAAAUACAUCUCCUCAUCCUGGAACAUAUCGGAGCUGUUAGUUCUUUUCCCACCAUGUGUUUCAUGCAAGAGGUCCUUUAAAGAGGCUGUACAGGAUUUAACAAAAACAUAGCUAAUUUCUUCCAAAAAACAGUGCCACACCUGUCCUUAGGUUUUGUGUGGUAUUACAACUCUGCUUCAUUCACUUCACUGAACCUGAGCUGGACCUGGCACAUAAAUUAAGGAUUAGAGUUGCGCUGUUUAUGGAGGAAAGCAGCUGUGUUUUUUUUUAUAAUCCUAGAUAUUCCCUCUUACACUACAGAAAAUACCAACUACUGCUGCAUGUUACUGGGUUGUACAGAAGAAGUUAUCAAGAUGGCCGCCACUUCUGUGACAUAACUUCCUGCUUUGCAGUAAUUGGCUGAAUCGUUUUCUCAUUGACUUCCGGUUUAGUCUGCCCCCAUGCCUCCUGUACGUAAUAAUAAUGGUAAUGUUGAAUGUUUUCUGCAAAGAAGAAAUAUCUUGCCAACUGUACCUCUUGCAACCAUUUGGCUAUUUCCUGUGGAAUUAAGGGGUCCAGGAGUUGCUUUCUUCCAUAAACAGCGCCACUCUGACCUCAGUUUUUCUUUGGUUCUACUGCUCGGUUCCAUUAAAGGAGAACUUCAAACCAUAAAAAUUGUCCCCCAUAUUGCCGGCAGUAAAAAAAUAUAGAUGUACAUACCUUCCUCCACUCCCCCGGGGCCUCCGGUAACCGGCUCCGGUCUCCGCUGCAAUCCACUUCCUGGUUGCCGGUGGUUGGAUGAAUCAGCCAAUCACCAGCCGCAGCGCAGUCCGACUCGGCCGGCGCUAGGCUGAGCAGCAGUGUGACGUUUUCGGCCCGGCCGCAGGUGCCGGUGUAGUGAAGAAUUUUGUGUCCGGAAGCGUUUUCACACUGCUGCUCAGCCUAUCGCCGGCCGUGUCGGACUGCGCUGCAGCUGGUGAUUGGCUGAUUCAUCCGACCACCGGCAACCAGGAAGUGGAUGCGGCGGAGACCGGAGCCGCUUGCCAGCACUAUGGGGGACCAUUUUUAUGGUCUGGAGUUCUCCUUUAAAGGGAACCAAUCAUCUCGCUGAUAUGAGGCUAUGAAGUUAGUAAGUCUUCCCCCGUGGGCCUCAUAAGUAGUCCCCUGAGUGGGAGCUAUACUUACCUAGUCCUGUCAGCUGCGCUGGAAUCACGCCCCCUCAGUGUGAUUGACAGCCCGGGCUCGGCCAGCGUCGUCACUAUACUCCUGUCUGCUUAGGGAGCAGAGUGGUGACGGACUGUCAAUCACUCAGAGGGGGUGUGAAUACAGCGCAGAUGACAGGACCAGGUCAGUAUAGCUUCCCACCUAGGGGGCUACUUACGGGGCUGGUCCGGGACACUUUCUAACUUCAGAUCCUCACCAUCCCUGUGGGCAGGAACGUCUCCCAGGGAUGGCGAGGAAAAUGACUUUACCAAAUAUAACAUGUUGCCACUUGUUAUUUAUUGUAAAAUCUCAUGAAUGGGGCAGAGAUGUAAUACUACACACAACCCGAGGACAGGUGUGGUGCUGGUUUUUGUCAGAAAGUAACUCUGAGCUGCUCUGAUUUUAAGAUUGGAACUCCUUUACCGUUUCUGGUACAUAACUCCAAAUAAAUAUUGUGAAGUUGAAAGGAAUCUGAAGUUUUAUACCCUGAAAACUGCUAACAGCCCUAUACAGAGGUCAAGGAUAGGAGGGUAAUGAUAUUGUGUGUUGCAGUCAUAAAAGUUGUUUGAUGUCCUGGCUGCUGCUAUGGCAAGUGCCAAGGAGGUGGGGUCUGUAUUGAUAGCUUAAAGGGGUACUCUACUGGAAAACAGGUAUUUUUUUUUAUUUAUUUUUUUAUCAACUGGUGCCAGAAAAAUUAAAAUGACUUCUAUUAAAAAAAAGCUUAAUCCUUCCAGUACUUAUCAGCUGUUAUGAUCGACAGGAAGUUCUUUUCUUUUUGAAUUUCCUUUCUGCCUGAUCACAGUGCUCUCUGCUGACACCUCUGUCCAUUUUAGGAACUGUCCAGAGCCGGAUAGGUUUUCUAUGGGGAUUUACUCCUAUUCUGGACAGUUCUUAAAAAGAACAGAG
Molecule: messenger RNA, 3718 nt
Organism: Hyla sarda
Lineage: Eukaryota; Metazoa; Chordata; Amphibia; Anura; Hylidae
Gene: CHMP7
Product: charged multivesicular body protein 7
Exons: 13
Coding region: 157-1500 (447 amino acids)
Biological process (GO): late endosome to vacuole transport via multivesicular body sorting pathway; vesicle budding from membrane
Cellular component (GO): ESCRT III complex; multivesicular body; cytoplasmic side of plasma membrane
Source: RefSeq, a predicted model, not a curated record